Fimicolochytrium jonesii is the source of this 2265-nucleotide messenger RNA. RefSeq lists its product as uncharacterized. Gene Ontology annotation, cellular component: nucleus. The coding region runs from base 1 to 2265 and encodes 754 amino acids. The record is from RefSeq and is a predicted model, not a curated record. NCBI's taxonomy places the organism in Eukaryota, Fungi, Chytridiomycota, Chytridiomycetes, Spizellomycetales, Powellomycetaceae. The transcript has 3 exons.
AUGCUCUACGAGACAGCUGACGGUCACAGGCCGCCAAUGUACAUGUACUCCAAUCCAGUGUCACACGCCGCCGAACCUUACUACCGCAAUGCAACCCACCCCGACCAAAGUCCUCGCAGCACGGACCGGGACGGUCACGAUGAGGACGGCGAAGGAGAAGCAAUACGGUAUCCUUCACUCGACCAACAUCGUCACUUCCCAUAUGCGGGCAAACAUGCACACACCCCAUCAUAUGAGGACGAUUUGGAGCAGCCGCCGAUAAUUGUGUCGUCGAUACAGGAGAAGGCGCCUCCAUUCCAGGACAGAGGUCACCAACCGGAACUGGACCAUCACUCGGAAGGGAUCCCAUCACAUUUCUCAGCUGGUUUACCCCCGCCUGUUCCAUCUGGUGCGAGCCAUGCACCCUACACACAGCAGCAGCAGAUGCUGCACUCGUCGUAUCCGUCUUCUGAUCGAGGGGACGUGCAAGCCUUCGAAUCAAGUCCCAACCACAAAGACUUGCAUCACACGUCUUCCAUGCCAGAACUAGGCAGGCAGGCGUUCGAUGAGAGCAUUCGGGAGCACGACAACGGGCAUCUUACGGCACAGGCAGACGCCUCUGGGUCGUACUCAACCCACAGCGGCGAGUACACAGAAGAAGACGAAGCAGAGACUCGCGAGAGGCCGAAUGUAGGGCUGUCCAUUGACACUCGGAGUCACCGGCCGGAUACGCUGCUCAGCGUGGGUCCAUCCCCCUACGAGCGCGCAUAUGGCCAUAGGAGCGAUGCGGAAUUCAGGUCGCCGAUUUCUGCAACAUUUACGGAAGAGCUGCAGCGAUCGCCGCAUCACCACCCGUAUGCAUAUGCUUCGUAUUCAGCGACCGAUGUUUCGAUGAUGGGCGCGCACGAGGCGGAGGAGAGGAUACCGUAUGGUUUCAAUCCGAUGCAUCGCCGAAGAUCGGUCUCGGCGCCACCUAUGGGUCUUUUGUCGAAUUACCACUACAGGGAGGGAGACUACGGCAUGGACGCGAGGACGGUGUCGGGCGUUGGCGAGAUGGGAAUCCCGGCCAUCCAGGUGACAAACGGAAGCCCGCGCAGUUCGUCACGGCUAGGGCAUUUCGCUCGCCAGUUGCAUCACCCCUACCAGCAUAGCGAACCUCCACCAUCACCGCAACAUGGCCGGCUGAGGAGGGAUGAAGAGUGCCUCGCCCUUGGGAACAAAGCGCACUUUCCCUCCACAACGUCAUCCGCGAGUCCACAACAUCAUCUCCGAUCACGGUCCUUCCCCUUCCACCCCGACAUCGCCAUCCUCUCCGACUUCCCCUCUUACCGCCAGGACAUCCCCAUCAAGAUCAUCACCCUUUCCGGUCCUCAAUGUGCAGGGAUUGGCGCUCGCGUCCCCACUACCUGUGGAAUCGUCAGGACUGCACGACCGGUCUCCCUCGUCCCCGCGAAGCGCCAAUUUGGACAGCCACACGGGAGCGAAUUUGAGUAUCACCAGUAUGAGCAUGAGAGUGUGUACCACGGUCACGACGGUUCACACAUGGGACCCGUUCCACACUCCAUGUUCCAGCAACACCAUCUCCAACAGUCCGGAUCCGCGUACUCCGUCCCCAGCAACGGCUACCCCCACCAGAACGGAAUGAUCCCCUACUCAAAGCACGACAUGCAGCACAUGGAGAACCCGUACCCGGCACCCCCGCCCUCAUCUCAAGAAGAAACAGCCGCAGCCGCCGCAGCGGCAGUCGCAACCUAUCACAUGUACCAACGCUCCUCCCAUCUGCAUCUACACCAAAACCAACACCAACACCGCGACAACCGCUACACCGCCCUGACAGGCCCACCCCACCCACCCCUCUUCGUCCCCGCCCCCCGCAUGCACAAAUGCCCCAAACCCUUCUGCACCAAAGUCUACAAAAACGCCAACGGCCUGAAAUACCACCUCGACCGCGGAAUGUGCGAGCACGACACAUCCUCCCCAACGGCAUCCGCUUCCAUCCCCGGCGGCCCCAAAUCAGCUUCACCCACCCUCCUCCACAAUUACACCACCCGACCGCACAGCCCCGCGGAGCCCACCACGCCGUCAUCAGCGUCACCUUACGCAGACCCAAUCCAGGCCGCUGCGGCGGGCACGGUGAAGAUCGCACACCGACCGUAUUGGUGUAAAGUGCCGGCGUGUGGGAAGAAGUAUAAGAAUCUGAAUGGGUUGAAGUAUCAUGCGAAGGCGGCGCAUCCGAUGUUGGAUUUUAGGGAUGAUGUGAAGGGGGUUUUUAUGGCUGGGAGUUGA